UCCUUGCGCCAUCCCGACGUGUAUCCUCCGCACAUGCCAGACACGCUGUUCUUCCUCGAGAUUCUGCGUGACUUGGAGCUGCGUACAUGCGGGAGCACAACUGUUGUUUGCGAAGUUGGCUGUGGUGCGGCACCUCUUGCCACCCUGUUGGCCAUGCAUCUCGGCUCUUCGGCGGCGACUCUCGCCUUUGACCUCCACUCAUCAGCGUGCUCUGCAGCUGCAGAGACGGCGCAAUGCAACAACAUCGUAUUGCAAGUUGCACGCAUGGACCUUGUUGCGGCGAUGAGGCCAGGCUUGAUUGACCUGCUGCUUUGCCACCCGCCCUACGUGCCGACGAGCGCAGUGGAGCUGGAGACGGCGCGCGCCUCGUCGGGCGAAGCCAAGGCGAGCGUCGAGGCUGCGAAGGUCACAUGGGCCGGCGGCCCGGGCGGCACACGUAUGCUGGGUGCGCUGUGCGAUGCGCUGCCACGUGUGCUGUCACCCGACGGCUUCGCGCUUGUC
This is a messenger RNA of Emiliania huxleyi CCMP1516, 501 nucleotides long. RefSeq lists its product as hypothetical. Gene Ontology annotation, cellular component: eRF1 methyltransferase complex. The transcript has a single exon. Gene Ontology annotation, molecular function: S-adenosylmethionine-dependent methyltransferase activity; protein methyltransferase activity. NCBI's taxonomy places the organism in Eukaryota, Haptophyta, Isochrysidales, Noelaerhabdaceae. The record is from RefSeq and is a predicted model, not a curated record. The annotation marks the transcript as partial.